Aspergillus sclerotioniger CBS 115572 is the source of this 573-nucleotide messenger RNA. RefSeq names its product type 1 glutamine amidotransferase domain-containing protein. The transcript is spliced from 3 exons. The coding region runs from base 1 to 573 and encodes 190 amino acids. Gene Ontology annotation, molecular function: glyoxalase III activity. NCBI's taxonomy places the organism in Eukaryota, Fungi, Ascomycota, Eurotiomycetes, Eurotiales, Aspergillaceae. The record is from RefSeq and is a predicted model, not a curated record.
AUGUUUACAACCACCUCUCAUCCCAAGCCCAAACCCAAGUUCCUCUUCGUCCUCACCUCCCAACCCAUCCUCCCCUCCCGCAACACUCCCACAGGAUGGUACCUCCCCGAACUCGUCCAUGCCUACAACAAACUCGCCCCUUAUUUCAACAUUGUCCUCGCAUCCCCUGCCGGCGCUGAAGCCCCUCUCGACCCCUACCCCAUCAAAGCCACCAAAGAAGACCCCGAAUGCGUAAUCUUCUUGCAAGAAAACUCCCAUCUGUGGAAAAACACCCUCCCUCUCGACAGCCUCCUCGGCAAGACGUCCGAAUUCACGGGUAUUUUCUACGUGGGGGGUCAUGGCCCAAUGUUCGACCUAACUAACAACCCAACCUCCCAUACCCUAAUCCGUGAAUUCUACGAGACCAAAAAGAUAGUCUCUGCCGUGUGUCAUGGUCCCGCAGCCCUGGUGAACGUGAAACUCAGCAAUGGGGAGUACUUGGUAGCGGGACAGAACGAGGACAUGAUGCAGUUUACUAAUGACAUGCCGUUUUUGUUGGAGACAGAGCUGCGGAGAAAUGGUAGGGUUUAUUAG